GAAAGUUUGACCAACUUUCUUAAUUACAGGUGUGUGUCAGUCAAUAACGAACCUGUUUAUUAAGACAGGCAUACACAUUUAAAAAGGUGAGCAAAUAUAUCUCUUAUCACCGUGUUACAAAUUUUAUUAGAGGAAAAGAAAGAAGGACGCUCCAAAAUAAUUAUUGUUUCCCAUCUCAGAAAGUAAUUACCUGUGUACAAGUUUUUAUCUCACCUGUCCUAAAUAAUCGUUCAAAGCAAUCACAACGACUUAACUAUUCAAAAUGGCGCUUUUCAUUAAUCGUUUCUUCUGUUGGAGUUUAGAGACUGCCACAUUCGCUGGUUACGUCUAUGCUUCGAUAACUAUAUUUUUCGCCCUGAUUUUGCGUCUUCUAGAUCUCGGAGCUAUUGGUACCGACUUCGAAAUCAGCAAAGGUUUUCAUACCAACUGGAGGUCACAUUCCUGGGAAAGUUUCCUAUCCUGUGAUGUCAUAAUGGUGAUAUGUCACAUUGUCGUGAUGUUUCUAAGUUUGUUUAUGAUCUUCCUCACCUCACGUCGACAUUUUCUCAUCACUCUCAACUGGACAAAAGCGUUCGUUAUCCUCUUUGGUUGUUAUACUUUCAUCGAAUUUGGCAUUUCCAUUUUUGAGUUCUCUUACUAUCGCAUGUACACCUUCCGACUGGCCUACGUUGUAUUUAUUUGGUUGUACUGGGUAGUCAGGACUAUAGCAAACGUCACUAUGACCGUAGUUAUUUCUUCAAGACACACUCAGAUGAUCAACCAAGUCGAACAGGAAUUACGCUUCUCUGGAGGAUUUAAAAAAGAUUAUUUCUAAGUUAUGACGAUUAUAUAUAUAUAUAUAUAUA
Messenger RNA from Octopus sinensis (East Asian common octopus), 845 nucleotides. RefSeq lists its product as uncharacterized. The coding region runs from base 263 to 814 and encodes 183 amino acids. The transcript has a single exon. NCBI's taxonomy places the organism in Eukaryota, Metazoa, Mollusca, Cephalopoda, Octopoda, Octopodidae. The record is from RefSeq and is a predicted model, not a curated record.